GACUGUUCUUGAUUGGGUUGAAUCGAUUGGAUCACAUGUAACUGGAUAAGAGAGGGAAGCUGUGUGAGAAACCUUCUGUUGUAAAGUGUUGCUUUGAUAAUAAAUCCAGGUUAAAUAAUUUUACAUUAAGUUACGAGUCCAAAGAGAGAGAGAGAGAGGGUGUUGAAGCUGCAGUAAUCCUGUGAUAUAAACCUGCUGAGCCGCUGCAUUCAGCCUCAGUGGGAGAUAAAACCAGCCUGAUAGCAGAUGGAGCGUCCGCAGGUCUGCGCUGCACUCAGCAGGAUGAAACGUCCGCUCGCUCUCUGCUGCUUCCUCCUCCUCUCUCACACCCUGAGCCCAACGAAAGGUUACCUGAUUGUUUCCAUGGAUCCCCUCCCACCUGUCGUCAUCGGUGACACGAUCACGUUAAAGUGCAACUUCCAGACGGACGGCACCCUAAGAGAGAUCGCGUGGUUUCAGGUAAUUGAAGGAGGCAAUGCCAAGCAGAAGAUUUUCACCUACGAUUCUGUUUUCAACUCGAGUUUCUCCAACAUGGAGGACACAAACAAACGAGAGGAACUGAUUUACCACUCAACAGUACGCCUCCCGGAGGUGCAGCUGGAGGAUGACGGUCUGUAUGAAUGCCAUGUGGGGAUCUACAGCAAAGGAUCCAGAGAUCAGCUGAUCGAAGCGUCUGGCAGCGUCACGCUCUCCGUUAUCGUUCCUCCCAGGUCUAUUUCUGUAGCGGCAGCCAACAGCCCGGCUCCGUUCAGCCGUUACGAGGCCAAGAACUUCACCCUGGUUUGCAUUGUUACUGGAGCAAAGCCGGCUCCCUCGGUUUACUUCAAACGGGACGGUGAGCUCAUUGACGUGUUUCCAGCAGCUCGGUCUUCUUCGUUGGUGGGACAUCACAGUAAAGCCUCCAAAAGAAACCGGAGCGUGAACCAGGUUCUUCCCAGAGGAGAUGUUGAUGACACCAAAAUCCAGAAGUCCCUGUCCCUGCAGAACCAAGCGGGGAAGGUGACCCAGCUUAGAGAGAAUGAGACGGACAGCUUGGAGCGAGGCGGGGAGGAAGCAUCCAGGUUGAAGCUGGAGUCGACCAUGGACGGCAUCCCGGAGACGGUGGUGAGCCGGGAGUUUCCCCGCUGGGUCCAGAGCAGCGACCCGCUCUACUACUUCCAGCACUGGCAGCAGGUGGCGGGUGACGGCACCAUGGAGGCCAGAGCCAUGCUGACCUGGAGCCUCAACCCACAGCUGGACAACGAAGCCCUGUUCAGCUGCGAGGUCAACCACCCCGCUCUGUCCAUGCCCAUGCAGGCCGAGGUCACACUCAGUAAGGCCACAGCUCAAAUCUCAGGUCACUUCAGCGCCUCAGAACCGUAUCGGUGCUGACCGGGCUCGGGACCAUAACGGCCAGAAAGUAUCUGAAAUAUUUGAGAGCCUAUUGUUGCACACUUAAUAAUUAAUCAGUGUGGUUUUUAGUUAUUUUUAUUUUAUUUCAAUUGUUGACACGUUUGGCGCCACUUUGUUGGGGAGUGAG
Molecule: messenger RNA, 1519 nt
Organism: Poecilia latipinna (sailfin molly)
Lineage: Eukaryota; Metazoa; Chordata; Actinopteri; Cyprinodontiformes; Poeciliidae
Product: immunoglobulin superfamily member 21-like
Exons: 6
Coding region: 247-1371 (374 amino acids)
Biological process (GO): heterophilic cell-cell adhesion; homophilic cell-cell adhesion
Cellular component (GO): adherens junction
Source: RefSeq, a predicted model, not a curated record